CGACGGAGCCUACAUGCCCUCGAAGCGACGUCGCGAACUAAAGGCCGCGUAAGACGUCGCGACCAUGAUGAGCCCAACCGCAGCCUUCAGAUGGUUUAUCGAAUAUCUAACUAAGAAUUUGACUUUCCCCUCCAGUGUUGGUCUCACCCUCACUCUUCCCUUUGCUUACCUCCUGUAUAGGUCUCAUAAACUCCAUUUGAUCCCGCGGAAACCGAUGGCAUCACACAUAUCGGACAGGAUUUAUGGUCUCUGCACGGAUCAAAGAAGCGUCACCAGCGAGUAUGCAAACGACACGUCCCAAUCGCCAGGCGACCACGCAGAGCGACUCUACGGCGGCGAAACGCCUUCGAUAACGGAGCACAAACCCCCACAUGAGCGGAGGCAGCUUACGAAAGAAGACCUCGAACGCGCGCGUCAAUGCGGGCAGUGGGGAAGCGCGGAACCAAGCGAAUUAUUUCUUCACUGCUUCCAUGACGCCCUUUGCUCGCUCGAGCACGAUACACUGGCAGGAGUCGUGAGCCCAAGUCUCAUGGGAAGCAAUGGCAUCAUUCCAGUGACCAUUGUGGCGCCACUUCCAGACAUCUGCAGACACAUGUCCAAUCUCAUUGCUCGUGCGGAGCACGAAGUCUUCCUGGCCACGAACUUCUGGAUAUCUUCCGACGCAUCGCGCCUGAUCACGGACUCGUUGGUCGAGCUCUCCCGAAGAGCCGGCGAACGAGGCAACAAGGUUACGGUUAAAGUCAUGUACGAUCGCGGCAACAUCAAGCAGGUCAUCAAUAACCAUCAAAUUAUGUCAGUGGCGCAGUACACUAGCGAUGCGGUCAAGCUGCCUUCACCAGCCGACAUACCGAAUAUCGACCUGGAGGUCCAGAACUACCAUCGUCCUGCCCUAGGAACAUUUCACUCCAAGUUUAUGGUUGUGGAUAGGAGGCUUGCAAUCGUGCAGAGCAACAACAUACAAGACAAUGACAAUCUGGAGAUGAUGACGCAGUUAGAAGGUCCAAUCGUAGACUCUUUUUACGAUACGGCCCUCAUCGCUUGGUAUAUACACCUGCAGCCUCCGCUUCCUUGUCUGGCCAAGCCGGCAGCGAAUAACGCUGAGAACACUUUCACGGAGCCAACAUUUCAAGCGAUGAUGCUUAAUGGCAACAGCCCGCAAGAUUCUGUUACUGGAAUUGCAUUGCAUGAAGAGGGCCAGGGAGAGCGGCUCCCACUACAUGUUGCUGGAGAUCCGCAUUACGACCCCGACCUAGCCUCCGAGAUUGGGCGGGUACAGCACGCGUUGACGCCCAUGAAUGGAGAGACCAGAACGCAGGCUGUGACGAGGCACCUCAACCUGCCGACAAAAAUAUCCCGAAAUUGCACUGCGCCCGAGUGCGCACCAGAGGACGAGAUGGUUCCAAUGGUCCCCCAUAAGCCCCAUACCCCGUUUCCAAUCGCACUCGUCAAUCGAAGACCGUGGGGCGCGCUUAACCACCAAUGUGUUAACGUACCGCAAAACGAGGCCUGGCUAUCGGCAGUUCGUAACGCAACCUCAUCUAUCUUCAUCCAAACGCCCGAUCUCAACGCCGAACCGCUCAUCCCCGCCCUUCAACACGCCUUGGAGCGAGGAAUCGGAGUGACCUACUACGUCUGCCUUGGCUACAACGACGCAGGCGAGCUUCUUCCAUUCCAAGGCGGAACCAAUGAGAUGGUAGCCAACAAGCUCUACGGGAGUCUUGACGCUCACGCGAAGCAGCGACUGCACGUCUACUACUACGUCGCCAAGGAUCAGGUUCUGCCAAUACAUAACAAGUUCAAGGCCCGCAGCUGCCACAUCAAGCUCAUGAUCGUGGACGGUCACUUGGGCAUCCAGGGCAAUGGCAAUCAGGACACCCAGUCGUGGUUCCACUCCAUGGAGGUCAACAUAAUGAUCGACUCUGAGCAGAUUUGUCGAGAUUGGAUGGACGCGAUCUGGAGGAAUCAGAAUACGCAUAUUUAUGGGAAAGCGUCACAACAAGACGGCAUAUGGCGCGACGCGGAUGGUAAAGAAGCGGAAGGCGCAAUUGGCAAGGACCCAGGUCGGUUUGCCUGGGCAAAAGGGGUCGUUGGGGCAGUGCAAAGAGUUAGAGGAGUGGGCAAUAUCUUAGCGUAAAAGAUGUCGAUGUGUGACUGG
Molecule: messenger RNA, 2155 nt
Organism: Trematosphaeria pertusa
Lineage: Eukaryota; Fungi; Ascomycota; Dothideomycetes; Pleosporales; Trematosphaeriaceae
Product: phospholipase D/nuclease
Exons: 3
Coding region: 65-2134 (689 amino acids)
Molecular function (GO): catalytic activity
Source: RefSeq, a predicted model, not a curated record